Molecule: messenger RNA, 912 nt
Organism: Capra hircus (goat)
Lineage: Eukaryota; Metazoa; Chordata; Mammalia; Artiodactyla; Bovidae
Product: olfactory receptor 4C11-like
Exons: 1
Coding region: 1-912 (303 amino acids)
Biological process (GO): G protein-coupled receptor signaling pathway
Cellular component (GO): membrane
Molecular function (GO): G protein-coupled receptor activity; olfactory receptor activity
Source: RefSeq, a predicted model, not a curated record
AUGGAGAACAGCAGUGUGAAUGAGUUCAUCCUGCUUGGGUUAACACAGGAUGUACUAAAGGAGAAAGUAGUAUUUGUUAUCUUCUUAUUUCUAUACCUUGGGACUCUGUUGGCAAACUUCCUAAUUGUGAUGACCAUACGAUAUAGCCAGACACUUGGGAGCCCUAUGUACUUCUUCCUUUUCUACUUGUCCUUUGUUGAUGCCUGUCUUUCAACAAUCACUGCCCCUAGGCUAAUUGUAGAUUCCGUAUCUGAGAAGAAAAUCAUCUUCUACAAUGAGUGCAUGACCCAGAUCUUUGCAUUUCACUUCUUCGGGUGCAUGGGGAUCUUGGUACUUGUCCUCAUGUCCUUCGAUCGCUAUGUGGCCAUUUGCAAGCCCCUGCGGUACACAGCCAUCAUGAGCCAGCGUGUCUGUGGUGCACUGGUGAGACUGGCCUGGAUGGGGUCUUGUAUCCAUUCUUCAGCACAGAUUCUCUUGGUUUUGAAAUUACCCUUCUGUGGCCCCAAUGUUAUUGAUCACUAUUUCUGUGAUAUGCAACCUUUGUUGAAACUUGCUUGUGUGGAUACUUAUGCCAUCAACCUACUCAUAGUGUUUAACAGUGGGACCAUAUGCAUGGUGAGUUUCUUGUUGCUGCUUAUCUCCUAUGGUUUCAUCUUACAUUCUCUGAGUAACUGUAGCACAGAAGGAAGAAGGAAAGCCCUUUCCACAUGCACCUCCCACAUUAUUGUUAUUAUCUUAUUCUUUGUACCAUGUAUAUACAUAUAUGCUCGCCCUCUAACUGUAUUUCCAGUGGACAAGAUGGUGGCUGUAUUUUACACUAUUUUAACACCCUUACUCAACCCUCUGAUUUACACUCUGAGGAAUGCAGAAGUCAAACAGGCCAUGAGAAAGUUAUGGUGCAACAAAAUCUGA